UCUGUGCCACACUAAUUCCUUCCUUGGCAGAUGCAAGUCUGUGAGGAUUAAACCCAGGAUUAUACAGCCUGACAACAAAGCCAAGACUCCUCUCACACCUUACAACUCAUGCUGCACAACUCUUGCCCGAGGAUAAUGAGAGGAAAUUAGACGACAACAUGCCAAGUGUUAAACACAAGAAAAAGAAAGUCAAAAAAGACAUCAAUGAAGUGGAGGAACCAGCAGGGACAGAGCCGUCUUUAGAAAUGGAGGGUGUUGUUGAGAGUCGCAGACAGUCUGAGAGCAAAGAGCCUUUGACUCCUGAGCUUCAGGACAAUCCACCACACAAGAAGAGGAGAAAGAAAAAAGCACACACUUUGGAGCAUGAGGGUGAACAGCAAGACCUCACAAAUGGAGAUGUUCAAGAGCCCCAAACAGAUGGGGAAGAAGUUACCAAAAAGAGCAAGAAGAAAAGGAAGACUAAGAUGUUGGAAAAUCAGUGCCAUAAUGAGCAAGGUGUUGAGGAAGAUGAUAUCAUCACCGACGUACACGCACCAAUUUCUCAACGUUCUCUGUUUUCUGCACCUCUGGGUCACAGCCAUUCAAUCGGAAAAGUGUUUGUAGAAAAAAGCAAACGCUUCCAGGCGACCAAUCGUUUGGAUUUAGCCAAUGAGCAGCUGGAGGAGUAUAUGGAGGUUAGGCCCAUGUGGAAUACAAGAGAUGUUGCCAUGAGGGUCCACAGCGGCUUCAGGAUAAUAGGACUCUUCUCUCAUGGAUUUUUAGCAGGAUACGCGGUGUGGAAUAUUAUUGUUGUGUAUGUGUUAGCCGGAGAGCAGCUGACCACACUUAUCAAUCUUCUCCAGCAGUACCACAGUCUGGCUUACCCAGCGCAGUCUUUGCUUUACCUCCUGUUGGCUGUCAGCACUGUGUCUGCCUUUGACAGGGUAAAUCUGGCCAAAGCCUCCAUGGCUCUUCGAGGAUUCCUUACACUUGAUCCAGCGGCUCUUGCUUCCUUCUUGUACUUUGCUGCUCUUAUUCUGUCUCUAAGCCAGCAGAUGACCAGUGAUCGGAUACAUCUCUACCCCACAGCCAAUGAGACACUUUGGCCUCCAGGUUCAGAACAUCAGAUUUUACAACCCUGGAUUGUGGUAAACCUGGUUGUAGCCCUCUUAGUUGGACUGGCCUGGGUUUUUGUUGCUACGAGACCAGACAUGGACUAUACUGAAGAGUUUCUGAUGGCAAUGGAGGUGGAGGAAUAUCCACGUCAUGAUGAUAAAACUGAGCUUGCAGCUUGAGAUACAAGAUUUUCAUCCAUGAUUUAUGAAUGCUAAGAAAUCAGUAUUGCAUUUGUUAGAGGGUAUCUGUAAAUUAAACAUUGUUUUGUGCUACAGUACAUGUUUUGUACUUGUACUUGAUUAUUGAGCAUAAUAUUUGUGUAAACAUUUAUAAUUAAACUUUUUUGUGCCAUU
Messenger RNA from Paramisgurnus dabryanus, 1448 nucleotides. It is a transcript of the gene tmem237a, whose product is annotated as transmembrane protein 237a. Gene Ontology annotation, biological process: cilium assembly. NCBI's taxonomy places the organism in Eukaryota, Metazoa, Chordata, Actinopteri, Cypriniformes, Cobitidae. Gene Ontology annotation, cellular component: ciliary transition zone. The record is from RefSeq and is a predicted model, not a curated record.